Messenger RNA from Hydra vulgaris (swiftwater hydra), 612 nucleotides. RefSeq names its product putative nuclease HARBI1. The record is from RefSeq and is a predicted model, not a curated record. NCBI's taxonomy places the organism in Eukaryota, Metazoa, Cnidaria, Hydrozoa, Anthoathecata, Hydridae.
AUGACUCGAAAGCGCGUCUCGUUUUCAUUUUUUCUAUGGGGUGCGUUGAUAUUCUAUUACAAAUCACAACAAACUCAGUCAUUUUAUUUUCGAGUUUGCAGAGCUACAGUUUGCCAUAUAAUCGAAGAAACUUGUUGUGCAAUAUGGAAAGUUCUCAAAAAAGUCUUUCUACGAGCCCCAAAUGACGUAAAAGAAUGGCAAAAUAUUAUUAAAGAGUUUGAUCAAAAUUGGAACUUUUUACAAUGUAUAGGAGCUAUUGAUGGAAAGCAUGUACGCAUUAAAGCACCUGCAAAAUCUGGACCUUCUUUUUAUAACUACAAAGGGUUUUACAGCAUGGUUUUAUUAGCAAUUUGUGAUGCUAAAUAUUGUUUCACAAUGGUUGACAUUGGGGCUUAUGGAAGGGAUAAUGAUGCUGCCAUUUUAAAUGCAAGCACGUUUGGGAGGGCAUUUAAUAAGGGUUAUUUUAAUUUACCAAAAAUUUCUGAAUUUGAUCCUAAAGUUCCACCGGUCUUUGUUGGAGAUGACAUAUUUGCACUUAAACCAUGGUUAAUGAAACCGUACCCAGGUAAAAAUCUUACUGUUCAGCAAAGAUAUACUUCAACAGUUACCUAA